Messenger RNA from Arabidopsis arenosa, 4202 nucleotides. Lineage: Eukaryota; Viridiplantae; Streptophyta; Magnoliopsida; Brassicales; Brassicaceae. The record is from the annotation of a GenBank genome assembly.
AAGAAACUUCAGAAAGUGGAGCUAUUCAAGAAGAUUGAAACAAAGGUAUCUGAAUGGGUCGAAAGAUGGUAAAGAUGGUGAAGAUAAUGAACGAGAAAACGAGGAUAACAACUUACAAGAAGAGGAAAGCAUGUUUGUAUAAGAAAGCCAGUGAAUUCUCAACACUCUGCGGCGUGGACACUUGUCUCAUUGUGUACGGCCCGAGCAGAGCAGGGGAUGAGAUGGUCGCGGAGCCAGAACUAUGGCCAAAGGAUGAGAGGAAAGUCCGUGAAAUCAUAACCAAGUACGGGGACACUGUGUCAAGCAACUGCACCAAGACUUACACCGUGCAAGAAUGCUUGGAGAAAAACAACACUAAAGAGGAGAAACCGAAGAUUACCAUGAAGUAUCCUACAUGGGACAAAAAGCUUGACAAGUGCUCUUUAAAUGAUCUCUAUGCGGUUUUCAUGGCAGUAGAAAACAAGAUCCAGGAGGCUACGAAUAGGAAUCAGACAUUUCCUGACACUACUUGUUGGUCUAAUGACCAACUUGGUUUAUGCGGUUACAAUCAACAAUGUUUUGAGCAGUAUCAGUUGUUUCCUCUGCCUACUCUGGAGCACAACGGGUUCUCUUUUUUCCCUUUUAAUAACCAGAUGACCUCAAAUACCGCAGAAGUGGCUUCCUUCUCGAAUGUGACAGAGCCGAUGAUAGCAAACGGGCAAAACUUGUUUUACGGGAGUUGUUCGGAUGGUCCAUAUGGUCCGGUGGUACAGAGGACAGCUUAUAUGGAGCCAAUACAAUGGGGUUUAGGAAACAGUAUGUUCAACAAUGUGAAGCAGUUCCAAGAUUAUCCCUUCAGGUUUGCACAAGUUAAUGACUUGGAGGAUUCAAGGGUUGUUACCGGCGAUGUUGCUGCGAUCUCUGGAGCAUCGCCGGAGACUGGUGGUUGGUUUGAUGGGGCGGUGGCAGGUGAUUCUAUCGAGGUGGUGGGACUCAUUGUAGGAGCGGAUAUUGGAGACUUCCCUGGGAUUGUAGUGGGAGGGGAAACAGGGGAGGUUGCAGGAGUAGAGACAGGUGUCGUGGCGGUAGUCGGAGAGGAAACAGGGGAAGUUGCCGGAGAUAAAACAGGGGAAUUCAGAGGAGAUGCAAUGGUACGAGAUGUAACAGGGGAAGUCGCCGGAGAUGAAACAGGGGAUUUCAAUGGAGAAGCAAUUGUCCGAGAUGAAACAGGGGACGUCGCCGGAGUAAAAACAGGAGAAUUCGAUGGAGACGCAGCGGUCCUAGAUGGGGAAGUCGCCGGGACAAAAACAUGGGCUUUGGAUGGAGACGUCACGGUCCGAGAUGGAGAAGUCGCCGGAGUAAUAACAGGGGAUUUCAAAGGAGACCCAAUGGUCCGAGAUGUAACAGGAGAAGUCACCGGAGAAACAACAGGGGAUUUCGAUGGAGUCACAAAGGCUGGAGAGGAAACAGAGGAUUUCUCCGGUGACUUCGUAGGCGAGGUUUGCUUCGUCGGAGAUGGUGCCUCUGGAGGGUUUUGGAUCACCGGCGGAUUUAAAAAUCUCUUGUGUUCUUCAGAUUGUUCAUGUUCGAGUGAUAGCGUAAGCUUGUGGUAUUCUGAUUUGAGAAUACGAUUGAAAGAAAGGAGCUUUCUUUAUCACAAGGAAGAGUCUUUUAAGAUGGAUGAGGGAGAUGGGAGAGAUCAGAUGGAUCAAUUUCAUCAAAAUGAGGCGAUAUCUGCCGUAGCUGAUGACGGGUUUUUGGCGGAGGAAGAGGAUGAUGAUUAUGAGGAUCUUUAUAACGACGUUAAUGUUGGAGAAGGGUUUCUUCAGUCUAUGAAGAAGAACGACGAAGCGGGAUCUAGGAACGAGGAAAAGGAAAAGGUUAGCAUCGAGGAGGAAGAUAGGGUUGAACCAGUUUUAGGUGCGUCGGAAGCUGAGGUUUCGAUACCUGGUUUGGUUGGUGAGAGCGUUGCUAAAGAAGCAGAAGCACAAGGAGGAGGAGGAGGAGGAGGAGGAGGAGGAGGGAGUGGUACUGAUGUGGUGGUCGCUUCUAGUGGAUAUGGAGCUCAAGAGGUUAAGGUAAGCGAUGUUAGCCAGGAGAUUUCUGGUGGAAUUGGUACUGGUACUGGAAGUGGGCUUAGAGUUGAGCUAGGGCAAGCUGCUAAUCGGGCAAAUAAUCUCGAGGCACCUAGAGGAAAUAAUAUUUCGCAGGGUCUCUUGCCACCACCGCAUGUGUUGGGGAAUAACGAGAAUUUGAUGAGACCUGUGAUGGGUAAUGCUAAUGGCGGGACUCCUCCUGGACCUGGUAGUGUUAUGGUUGGGAACGGAGCUAAUAUCGCUAUGCCUGGUGUUGUUGGCGGGGGAACUGGUGGAGGAGGAGGCGGUGGAGCUAUUCUUUUUGUUGGGGAACUGCAUUGGUGGACAACUGAUGCUGAGCUUGAGGCAGAGUUGUGCAAGUAUGGUGCAGUGAAGGAGGUUAAGUUCUUUGAUGAGAAAGCUAGCGGGAAGUCUAAAGGGUUUUGUCAAGUAGAGUUCUAUGAUCCUAUGGCAGCUUCGGCUUGCAAAGAUGGAAUGAAUGGGUAUGCAUUCAACGGUAGGCCUUGUGUUGUUGACUAUGCGUCUCCAUAUUCGGUUAAGAGAAUGGGAGAGGCACAGGUGAAUAGGACCCAACAGGCGCAAUCUGUAAUUGCACAAGCUAAGAGAGGUGGGCCUGCUGAUCCUCCAAGUAAACCAGUCGUGACCAACAACAAUAACAACAACAACAACGCCAUUGGCGGGAAUUUCCAAGGCGGGGAAAAUAGAGGAUUUGGUAGAGGUAAUUGGAGAGGCAAUGCUCAAGGAAUGGGUGGUAGAGGACCAGGUGGUCCAAUGAGGAAUAGGCCUGGUGGGAUGGGUGGACGAGGUUUGAUGGGUAAUGGUGGAGGUGGGUUUGGUCAGGGAAUGGGUACAGGGCCUCCUAUGAAUAUGAUGCAUCAACCAAUGAUGGGGCAAGGGUUUGAACAAGCUUUUGGUGGACCGAUGGCGAGAAUGGGAGGGUAUGGAGGAUUCCCUGGGGCUCCAGGUCCACCGUUUCCUGGGCUUUUGUCCUCAUUCCCUCCUGUAGGAGGAGUUGGUUUACCUGGAGUGGCACCUCAUGUGAAUCCAGCGUUUUUUGGACGAGGGAUGCCAAUGAAUGGAAUGGGAAUGAUGCCUAAUGCUGGUGUUGAUGGAGGGCAUAAUAUGGGAAUGUGGGAUCCUAAUAGUGGAGGAUGGGGUGGUGGUGAAGAUCUGGGUAGUGGAAGAGCUGCGGAAUCGAGUUAUGGGGAGGAAGCUGCAUCUGAUCAUCAGUAUGGAGAGGUUAAUCACGAUAGAGGGGCUCGUCCGAAUCCAGUGAAGGAAAAAGAAAGAGUUUCAGAAAGAGAAUGGUCUGGUUCUUCUGAUAGAAGGAAUCGUGAGGAUAAAGAUGCUGGUUAUGAAAGGGACAUACCGAGGGAGAAAGAUGUUGGUCACGGUUAUGAUAUGCCAGAGAGAAGGCAUCGUGAUGAUAGAGACAUUGGUCGUGAGCGUGAGAGGGAACAUCAUCAUAAGGAUCGUGAACGCUCCAGAGAACAUGUUCGUGACAGAGAAAGGGACAGGGAGAGGGAUCGUCAUAGAGAAGAACGAGACCGAUAUGGUGGUGAUCAUCGUACUAGACACAGGGACGAACCUGAACAUGAUGAGGAAUGGAAUAGAGGUAGAUCAUCCAGAGGACACAGCAAAUCGCGGUUGUCUCGGGAGGAUAACCAUCGCUCAAGAUCAAGGGAUACUGAUUAUGGGAAAAGAAGGCGGCUUACUACUGAAUGAAUAUCUGAUAAAAAUUGACUUUGAGAGCUCCUGCAAAACUAUAAACCCCCUUAUGGAAGAAAAGCAAGAUGAGGAAGAAGAAAGAAAACCUCAGAGAAAGGCAGACUCUUGUCAAAGAUUGAAGACUCUCACUGGUGAAAUCUCUUCUUCAACUCAGCUUAGAUACCUAGAAGUGGAAAGAAACUCGGCAAACGUUUGCCUUCUUUAAGUUAUUAGACACCUUACCUUUUUGCCAUUUUUAUGUGAAACUUCUAAAGACCAGUGUGUUGUGGUGAUGUUUUGGCCUUUUGGGUUUCCAUUCCAUUUGUGUUUAGAUGUUCUUGUUUUAACUGUUUCUGAAUUUGUUGUUGUGUAGUUGUAUUAGUUGCAGCCAAAUAGCUAGCCUGGCCAGUGUUACUGAUC